Molecule: messenger RNA, 2106 nt
Organism: Pyricularia oryzae 70-15
Lineage: Eukaryota; Fungi; Ascomycota; Sordariomycetes; Magnaporthales; Pyriculariaceae
Exons: 5
Coding region: 939-1457 (172 amino acids)
Biological process (GO): DNA-templated transcription; positive regulation of nuclear-transcribed mRNA poly(A) tail shortening; transcription initiation at RNA polymerase II promoter
Cellular component (GO): P-body; RNA polymerase II, core complex
Molecular function (GO): translation initiation factor binding; single-stranded DNA binding; single-stranded RNA binding
Source: RefSeq, a predicted model, not a curated record
GAGUUGUUCUUGUAUCAAACAUCACCAGUCUCAACAUUUCAGCCAGCCAGUCAGCUGAUUCAGGCGAGGUAGCCGGUACCCAACAUAAGGGUUUUCCACAUCUGUGAAAUAUGCUAGGACUACAAACAUGUUCAAAACUGAUUUCAAACCAUAGUAGCUCUGAAGCUAAUAUUUCAUCAGAGAACGCCAUUUAUCGUGUCCCAAGGCGUGGUGAUUAGUUCCUCAAAAGCGGAAAGAUUGAUAACAUUGAGCCAACAAACAGAAAGAACAACAGGUACCUAGACCCAGAUAGUGUUCGGUUGACGAUAGGGGAACGCAGCCUGCAAACCUACCUACCCAUAUACAUCAGUGUCUCCUCCCCACAGCUGCAGUUGAAUUGAUAUAGUUGAUUGGUCUGUGUGCUUACCUAACACGCGACGCGACGGCCUUCUCCAACCCACAAUUCCAAUUGCUCAGCCUUGUCGCCUUCACGCACUUCACUUUAUUCCCAUUCCAGCGCCCGCCUAGUAGCGUCGAGGCCCUUCAUCCGCCCACGACCAUCCUACGAACCAAGCAUCUUGCUGCUCAAGGUCGACAGGGAUCUUUGCUUUGGAGCUUCCCAAGACAGCACUGUGGUCCUCAAACCCUUAUGCGACCCGAACGAGCUGUACCGGCCUAGCAUUCCCGCGAUCGCACCGAGGACCACCAGUCGACUCUCUGCUACACAGUAACAGUGCUUGAAAUAUCGGCGCUUUUAGUCGCUCAAACGCGGAUAUUGGGCGGGCAGGCGGCCCGGGGCAUCAACUGAACCGAGUGCGCGACUGCGUCACGUCCAAAGGCUAGCUCCCGACUUGAUCGAACCAUCCAGGCAACUCUCCUCUGUCAAGUUGCUUUCCGCUCUUGCGCCGCCUACAUUUGGUGCUUGGAUUCCUGCAAACAUUUUAUACCUACCUCCCAACAUGUUUUUCCUCCACAACCUCGAGCGGGUGGUCUCGCUGCACCCGUCCUUUUUCGGCAAAAACAUGCACGAAAUCGUGGUGCAGAGACUGCUUGCAGACACAGAAGGAACGUGCCAAGGCGAUUUUUACAUCAUUUCAGUCAUGGACGCCGUCGAUAUCUCGCCCGGAAAGAUUGUGCCCGGCAACGCGAUGGCCGAGUUCACGGUGAACUACCGCGCCGUGGUUUGGCGGCCCUUCAAGGGACAGACUGUUGACGGCAUUGUCGACUCAGUGAACCAACAUGGCUUCUUCAUCGCAGUCGGGCCCCUCAGGGUAUUCAUAACGAAGCAGAUGUGCCCACCAGACGUCAUUUACGAUGCGAACGCAAGCCCGCCAGUGUUUACAGAUAAAGACACUUGGCUUGUUGAUGUGGGCACUUUGUGCAGGGCGCGCAUCAUUGGUCUCAGGAGUGAGGUAGACACGAUGUGGGCUAUUGGCACGGUCAAUGAGGACUUCCUUGGCCCUCUUGAGUCUACUUGAGUUUGGACUAGGUAAAUAGGGCAUCAUUUCGAAUUGGUCAUGGUUCGGAGUUUUGCCUACACGAUGCAAGAGGUCAUAAUGCAUCCCCGCCACCUGAAUUAGGGAGCCUCGUCGGCAUGGAAACCAGCGUGCCCCCCAAAUUAUAUUGGCUGCUUGAGAUAGCUCGGUGCGUAGGAAAACUGACCACGCGUCUGGGCAAGUAUACAGAAACAUUUGGUCAUUUCUGCCAAGAUUUGUUCCGAAGUUUUCCUUGUCUUCUCUUCUGUUCAUACAACCUCGAUGCACAGUUCAGGCUCACUCAGGGUUUACGUCAAUGCUAUCGGGAUACCCAAACAAAAAUCCAACCUCACAAUUUGUGAGAUGACUACCACACCGGUAGCAGGAUCAUGCACACACAAAAAUCGCUCGAUGGCCUAAGCAAAUAGACUCACCUUUUUUCGAAAGGUAGCAACAGAGUUAUUUGUUCGCUUGUAAAGAUUUCUUCAACAACGAAACUCAAGUUUAUACUUUUUCCUGGAGAAAUAGUUCGUCUAGAAACAUCAUGUAUCUGGGACGCUGUGGCCAAGUUGGCUGCUCCUGAAGUAAACCUAAACUUACAGACCGAGAUGCAUGAUGUGCUGCUUGCUUGCUGUCUAAAGUAUGUUCAAGC